Molecule: messenger RNA, 1198 nt
Organism: Stegastes partitus (bicolor damselfish)
Lineage: Eukaryota; Metazoa; Chordata; Actinopteri; Pomacentridae
Product: ras-related protein Rab-25-like
Exons: 5
Coding region: 205-840 (211 amino acids)
Molecular function (GO): GTP binding; GTPase activity
Source: RefSeq, a predicted model, not a curated record
AGCAGCCCAACCUGUUCUUGUUUUCUCCUCCAUUAUCACCUUUGCUUUCUUCCUCUCCGCACUGGAGAGGGAGAGACGGAGGAGUGAGGCUGUGUUUGCCUUCAGUCUGGCUCUUAACUCUCCUCUACUUCAGGAAAUCAUUUUAAAAGUGGCUUCAGGAUAUUUACCGAGUCGAACGGGAAGCUUCCUCCUCCGAAGGCAGCAAUGGGGUCUGAUGAUUCGUACAAUUUCGUCUUUAAAGUGGUUUUGAUAGGGGAGUCUGGUGUAGGAAAGAGCAACCUUCUGUCUCGCUUCACCAAGAACGAAUUCAGUCAUGACAGCCGCACCACCAUCGGUGUCGAGUUCAGCACGCGGACUGUUCAGCUGGACAGCUUCACCAUCAAAGCUCAGAUCUGGGACACAGCGGGGCUGGAGCGCUACAGGGCCAUCACCUCAGCUUAUUACAGGGGAGCAGUCGGAGCAUUGUUGGUCUACGACAUUAGCAAGCACCUGACCUACGAGAGCGCAGAGCGGUGGCUGAAGGAGCUCUACGACCACGCGGAUCCUCACAUUGUGGUGAUGCUGGUGGGAAACAAGAGCGACCUAGAGAGCCUCAGGACCGUGCCCGCUGACGAGGCCAGAGACUUCGCAGAAAAGAGAGGUCUUAUGUUCAUGGAGACGUCAGCUUUGGACUCCACCAAUGUUGAAGCUGCUUUCAACGAAGUUCUCACAGCCAUCCAUAAGAAGGUGGCCAGCAGAGAGGUGACCCGCGGCUCCAUCAGCGCCGUGACCCUGUCCAGCCCCCUCGGACCGAGCAGCGAGGCCCAGGAGGAGCGCAGGGGCUGCUGCAAGAGCUCCUAACAGACUGCAGCUGCCCCCCAAUGAAUGAUUUGCUCUGUCCAAUGUUUGAACCGACGUCACGCUCGACUGUCGCUCAGGCGUGACGCUCACACACAGUUUGACGAGUGAGGUGCCUGCCUGGAGAGUCAGUGUUCACACUUCUUGAUAUAAGAAAGCUGUACAGCGUAUAACUCAGAAACUGUUGACGAAGUGUCGCAAAUGUUGAGUAAAUCUUUGUUUUGUUCAUGAUAGGUCUUGUGGCUGAUGGGCACUUUCUGUAAAAGACAGCUGUGCAGUUGUUUUUCUCUUUAUUGUAAAGUUGUAUUUGCUUUUAUAAAAGAAUGCAUAGGGAUUGACUUGGAAUAAAUUAUUUAUGCGA